Messenger RNA from Parnassius mnemosyne (clouded apollo), 792 nucleotides. The record is from the annotation of a GenBank genome assembly. NCBI's taxonomy places the organism in Eukaryota, Metazoa, Arthropoda, Insecta, Lepidoptera, Papilionidae.
AUGCAAGCCUUUACAAGCAUAAGGAAUAUUAUUUUUAUAAUAAGUGGCGGUGUUUUAACGUUUGUAAUUUUGUUUAUUUUCGCGAAGAGGCAAAUCACAAGAUUUGCUUUAAGAUCUCGAAGAGGACCUCAUGUACCUAUUGGCACCGAUGCAAAGAAAAGUCUAAAGAAGGAAAUUGAACGGCGAAUAGAAGCAAUCCCUAGGAUAGUUUAUGAACCACGUCUUUUGAGCGCUGAACCGUCGCAUUACAUCUUGGAACCACAGCAGCCCUACCACUACCGCUUCAGAGCAGUUGAUGAUGUAAAAACUUUAGAGGAGGAAAUCAGGCGGCAGGAGCCAGGGCUGCGGCGGCGGGCCGGCGAGUCUCUGCGCUCGUUCCUGCUGGCGUCGCUGGCGGCGCCGCUGGACGGGCGCGGCCAGAAGCUGGUGCACCAGCUGUGCGACGCCUACGAGUGCGCGCGCCACCACCCCGCGCCCUUCGCCGAGGACGAGUACCGCGCCUACGCGCGCCUACUGCUCAAGCUGCUGGACGCCGCGCGGCUGCUGAAGAGCGUCGGCGCCUGCGGGCGCAGCGCGGCGCGCGACAGCCCGCAGCGCCGGCCCGCGCGCCUGCUAGACGCCUCGCGCCUGCGGCCCGGCGCGCUGGCAGCCCUGCCCGCGCUGCACAACCAGUACACGGCGCUCGAGAACAUGCCGAUAGAGUCCAAAGUGGAGGACGAAAUAAUCCGAGUCCCAGUGAAGAGUCCCACUGAGGUCCAAGUGAAGGGUCCGGCAGACGAGACGGCUGUCUGA